Triticum aestivum (bread wheat) is the source of this 3708-nucleotide messenger RNA. RefSeq names its product translation initiation factor IF-2. The transcript is spliced from 2 exons. Lineage: Eukaryota; Viridiplantae; Streptophyta; Magnoliopsida; Poales; Poaceae. The coding region runs from base 810 to 2099 and encodes 429 amino acids. The record is from RefSeq and is a predicted model, not a curated record.
UACAUGGUAUGAUCUCGUGUAUGUUUUUUACACAAACACCCUUUUCUGUAGGAGGCUAAAGGCCAUUUUUUGAACUCAACUGUAUUAUUAUUUUUCGGAGGGUUUUUCUGUAAGAUGUCCAAAGUUUGCAACGGAUAACAACAGGUUGUGCGGCUCUGCUUCUAUCUCUUUUUUGGCUGGCACUGUUUGAAUCGGUGGGAGAGAGAGCUAGGCAGAGACGGGGGCGACUACAUCGAAGACGAUGGCCUGCGGUGUCGCCGCCGACGAGCGACCCGCCAUCCCCACCGUACCGGAGCUUCGCGCGCUCGACAAGGCUCCCGCCGUCUGCCCCGUCCAGGAGCCCCCCGCGCCCUGGAAGUCCCCCGCCGUCUGCACCGUCCGGGAGCUCCGCGCAGGCGACGCGCCGUCCGCCAUGGGCAGGCCCCCCGAUCUCUACGCCAGCGACACAGAGCACGCGGCACACGAUCGAGUUGAUCAGAUCCCGGUGGCGGACAUUGUUGAUUUGAUGAACACAAUGAAGGCGGGGAGUGCGACCGCCGGGAUCCCGACGGGGUCGCGGCCUGCUCCCUCCGGCGAGCGGCGGCAGGUGGGGGGGCCGGUUCUGGGCCCUUACCGACGCAGACGAGGAUGAGGGGGAUGAGGACGCGGAUGCGCCGCCGUCAUCUCCGCCUACUCCGACGCCCUCCGACCUGUUGUGUGAGUUCUUGGGUGCAGGUUAUGAAGAAGAUAAGGUCGCUUCCACCGUCGACAAGGUCUUGCCCCUCGAGGAUCCGGCUAGGGUCGGGCUUCAUGCGGGUGAAACCAAGGAGAUGUUGUGCCGGGUGGUUCAUCGGAGAACGGCGGCGACGGCGAUCCGGCCGUGGAAGGGCCCAUUGCCUAAGGUACGUCUACCAAAUUUAACCGUUUUUGAUCUGAUUCGGCCGGAUUCAUGGAAUUUGGUCAAGAGACGUAAGAAUGCUCGCCGGAAAAGUUCUCGAUCGGCGUCGGAGGUGACCGCGGCAUCGUCGCCGGCGGUCACGGUGAUCCAGAUCCGAGACGCUCGCCAGGAGUGUUUGAAUUUGCUCCUGGGCCGAGCUAAGCCGCAAUCUGUUAGGCCGGUGGGUAUUAUUGGGCCAAGGUCUAGUGGGUAUGAGGCCCAGUCGGACUUGGUUCCAAUUGAUACUGAGGGGAGGGGCGCAUGCACGUAUCGAUCGUCUUCGCCUACUCCGUCGCCGCGCCCUAGGGUUUUGCUGCGUCGAACACCGCACCUGCGUACUGCCGGACCUGGCCGGGCUUGCCGCAUUCCUCCUCUCGGCGUGAUGGCUGGCUCUGGAGGCACGCCUCCUCCCGGGAAGCGGCCGCCUACGCCCAGCGGGGCUGGUCGGGCUUCUGGGGCACCGCCGCCGGGCCAAGGCAAUGGCCGGGGCGCGCUGCCGGUGCCGGAGUCGGGUGCUGGUCGUGGUGGCGUGCCGCUCCCCAAGGCCGCUGCGGGACGCGGGUCGGCUGGCCCUGAUGCGGCACACUGUGCUGGCGGGGCGCCCGUGGGGAGGCCGCUGGCUCCGGCUUUGCCGUCGGGCGGGCGUGGUGGACCGGGCUCCGAUCCUCGGCCGAUGGCUCCAGGCGGUGCUGCGGUCGCAGCUGUGGCCCGGGGGGCCGCGCCACCAAGGCCACCCGUGCCUUCGGGUCCGACGCCUAGACCGGCUCCUCCACCCCACGUCCUUGCUCGCCCGUCUUCGUCGUCGCAGUCCAACGGUACUGUGGCUGCGCCCCGGGGUCAAUGGGAGGAUGACGACUACGAUGCCUAUGGGGCUGGCCAGCACCGUGGUUCUUCGUCCACGGGUGGAGGUCGUGGUUAUGCAUGGCAAAGCGAUGGUUCGGUUGAGAGGCCGUUCUUGGGGCCUUCCGGUGGCUUCGUUGAGGGGCCUUCUGAUCCGGGUCAUCGGCAGCGUGGAGGUUACCGUGGCCAUCGUGGUGGUCAGGGCGGUCGAGGGGGCCGGUACCGUCCACGUCCUCCGCCCCCACCUGUUGUUGUCGAGCAGAUGACAGAUAACGGGGUUGCCGAGGAGCCAGUGCUGACCGGUCACGCUAUGGAGGUGUUGACGGCUCUUGCUACUGUUUAGGUUCCUGAGAACGAGGUUAUGGCCGAUGUGUCUGUGGAGAUGACGGACAGGGCUGAGUCUGAUACGAUGUCCAAGUGGGCGCGCAUGAAGGAAAAUAUGCUUUGUUAUUGAUGUGGAGACAAGGGCCACUUCAUUGCGGAGUGUGUGGCUCUGUUAUGUGAUACCUGUGGUAAGCUGGCACACGACUCUGGGGACUAUCCGAUACUGCGAGAUCAGGCACCCUCGCUCAUGAUGUAUGGAGUUUACUGUGCUGAGCUAAAGUUUUUCGAGUCUCCGAAUGAGCGAGAGGUUACUGAUGAGUUCCCGAGUAUGACUACGGGGAUUGUCAAGGUCACCAGAGGGUAGGUCUCUGAGACACAGGUCGUGCAGAGGCUUUGCGAGCUGGCCCCUGGGGAGUUCCAGUGGGACCUUGUCAGUCUCGCUGAUAAGAUGUUCAGAGUUGAGUUUCCUUCCGUGGAGGAUCUGCAGAGGUUGUUGAGUUUUGGGAUGUGUAAGGUGCCGGGAACUGAUUGCAUCCUUGAGUUUCAUGAGUGGAAGCACAUGGAGCCUCAGGGUAAGCCGCUCACUCAGGCGUGUUUGCGAUUUUCCGGGGCCCCCUCCAAGCCGUUGCAGGAUGCUCCGGUUGUGGCCAGCAUGGGCAUUUCAGUGGGGAAGCCUGAGCGUGUGGAUAUGGCGUUCACCAGAGCUCACGGGAUUGCUCGGGUUCUGGUUAGUAUUCUGAACAUUGAGUAUGUGUCGGAAGUGGUUAAGUGGGCUUAUCGAGGCAGCAUUUAUAAUCUGGUCAUUGAGUUUGAGGAUGAGAGCCUUUUGGCUGCGGCGGCUCAUGAGUCCGACGUGGAUAUGCACGAGGAUGAUGGCAGCGCGAGGGCAAAGGAGCCGCCGGUCGAGGACUCUGGAUGACAGCUGUCCAGGGGACCGGGGUACGAGACCGUGAUGAUCGGGGGUGGAGCAGCCCCACCCUCCUCGGCGCCUACGACGACUCUGAGAUUUGGGUCCUUCGAACCCUCUUCUGCACCCCCGAGGCUGUGGAGUGAUCGGGUGGAGUCCGAGGAGGCUUUUGAGCUCGCGUUGCCUGCUUUGGGGUUUGAGGAUACUGUCUGCACUAUUCCUGGGGUUCUGGGGGCUUCGUCGACCUCGGUCUGGGGAGAGGAGGAGGUGGGUCGGCAGGUGGCCACUCCCUCUCGUGCUCAGCACGCUAUACCCCCUCAGGACGUGACGUCGGUGUUCGUGGCUGGUUUGUUGGGAGGAGUCCCGAGGCAGGCGGCCUCGGGCUGCACUUCUCCUACUGAGGUAGGGGAUUCGGGGCAGGUGGCACCCGUGUCCUUCUCUUCAUUGGGAAGAGGUCUGGGGCAGGUGGCCUCGGAUACCUCCUCUCCCGUUGCGUCUACCUCUCUGCUAGUGGCGGCUGUGCCAUCGGGAGACGGCUCGAGGCAGGUGGCCUCGGAGCCCUCUUUUCCUGCGGCGCCUGUGGUGGUGGCCUCUCCGGUGCUGGGUGGGGAGUUAGGGCAAGCGGCCCACUCGCUCCCUUCACCCCGCUCGCUGCCGGCUCCGUCUUGCGGGGCGCGCCAGACGUCUGAGGCCAUGGUGAGUGCAUUUCCACUUCCUGGCG